Molecule: messenger RNA, 1190 nt
Organism: Cucurbita pepo subsp. pepo (vegetable marrow)
Lineage: Eukaryota; Viridiplantae; Streptophyta; Magnoliopsida; Cucurbitales; Cucurbitaceae
Source: RefSeq, a predicted model, not a curated record
UUCUUCUUGUUUUUCCAUUCCCAUACCUCUCUCUCUCCAACCUCCCAUUUCCUCUUCAUCUUCUCUGAACCCGCCAUGGCCCAAACCAUUACCAUAACCCACACCCCUUAAAGCCUCUAAUGGGCAAAGCCUUCAAAUGGUUCCGCAGCCUCCUCGGUCUCAAAAAACCCCACCCACAUACACCCAACAAUCCUAAUUCCAAUAAGCUCAACCCCAAAUGCCACUUCGCCAAAUCCUACAAGGACAACACCAAGCCCCGUCACCAUGACUCCACCGCCUCCAAUCCCGACCACCAUGCCGUCGCCAUCGCUGCCGCCUCCGCUGCAGUUGCCGAAGCCGCCGUCGCCGCCGCCCAUGCCGCAGCUGCCGUCGUCAAGCUCACUAAUAGUGGACGGUCCGUGCCCACCAUGACGCCCGCCCAUGCCUUUCACGAGGCUGAGUGGGCCGCCAUCAAAAUCCAGGCGGCCUUUCGUGGAUUUCUGGUUCGUUUUUUGUAGCCUUCAUCUUUUAGAAUUUGGUUAAAUUCAAUUUUAAUGCCAAAAACACUUUGGAAAGAGAUUUAAAGUCAAAUUUGGAAUUCAACCAUUUCAUUCUCUAUUAUUUCCUUUAGAAUCUCAACUAAUAAAAUCUCGAACUUUUGACAUUGGGAUUACCAAAAAGCAUCCUUUUUUUUUUUGUUUUUUUUAGUCUUAGCUGUUGGGUGUGGUGCACACUCAUAGCUCUCUACUCACUCACAAGUCACAUCUCAAAUCAAAUCAAAUCAAAUUAAAUAUUAAUAAAUAAUAUAAAUUUUGCAAAAAUUAAUAAAGCUUUUUACAAAGUGGUUGGACGAUUGCUUUCCAAUGGGAAACGGGAAGGAUUUUCUUACAUUGAAACACGAAAGUUCCUUCCGGACGACGUCGUUUUCGUAGUACUGUGUUUCCAAUAUCAAAACGGUGUCGUCCUAUCUCUUCAUCUGAACACCGCGUGGGACCCUUCCCCUGCACUUCUGCCACCUGUCACUUCAACUCCCUUUCAUUGUAAGGUGGAAGGGAGCUUUCACCAUAUUGAUGCUCUGGAUUCUCUCUUCUGUACUUACAUUUGUUUUAUUUAUUUAUUUUAUUUCAUUUUUGGAAAUUGUUUAAAGAAAAGGAAAUGUUCAGAUUGUAGAUGGUGCUGAGUGUUUCUAUCUUUGUAUGCUCUAUCUUCAA